CUUUUCCCCCCUUACCACACCGCACUAAGCCACUCGUCACACUUUGCAACAAUGGCCACUGAGAUCCCCACUUUCAAGCUCGUGCUCGUCGGAGAUGGAGGAACAGGAAAGACCACCUUCGUCAAGCGCCACAUGACCGGAGAGUUCGAGAAGAAGUACAUUGCCACCCUCGGUGUGGAAGUCCACCCGCUCGAGUUCCACACCAACUUCGGCAAGAUCGUCUUCAGCGUGUGGGACACUGCUGGACAGGAGAAGUUCGGUGGUCUGCGAGACGGUUACUACAUUGGUGGACAGUGUGGUAUCAUCAUGUUUGAUGUCACUGCCCGUAUCACCUACAAGAAUGUGCCCAACUGGCACAGGGAUCUGGAGAGGGUCUGUGAGAGCAUCCCCAUUGUGCUGUGUGGAAACAAGGUCGACGUUAGGGAACGCAAAGUCAAGACCGGAGCCGUCACCUUCCACCGCAAGAAGAACCUGCAAUACUUCGAGCUCUCUGCCAAGUCCAACUACAACUUCGAGAAGCCCUUCCUGUGGCUUGCACGAAAGCUCGUCGGCAACCCUUCCCUGGAGUUCGUUGCUGCCCCCGCUCUGGCCCCUCCCGAGGUCAGCGUGGACGCCAACCUGAUGGAGCAGUACAACAAGGAGCUGGAGGCUGCUGCUGCUGCCCCUCUUCCCGACGAGGACGAUGCCGACCUUUAG
Microstroma glucosiphilum is the source of this 696-nucleotide messenger RNA. RefSeq names its product ras-domain-containing protein. Gene Ontology annotation, molecular function: GTPase activity; GTP binding. The record is from RefSeq and is a predicted model, not a curated record. Gene Ontology annotation, cellular component: nucleus; cytoplasm. NCBI's taxonomy places the organism in Eukaryota, Fungi, Basidiomycota, Exobasidiomycetes, Microstromatales, Microstromataceae. The transcript has 6 exons. Gene Ontology annotation, biological process: protein import into nucleus; ribosomal subunit export from nucleus. The coding region runs from base 52 to 696 and encodes 214 amino acids.